Molecule: messenger RNA, 876 nt
Organism: Rosa rugosa (rugosa rose)
Lineage: Eukaryota; Viridiplantae; Streptophyta; Magnoliopsida; Rosales; Rosaceae
Product: heat shock protein 90-5, chloroplastic-like
Exons: 8
Coding region: 1-876 (291 amino acids)
Biological process (GO): cellular response to heat; protein folding; protein stabilization
Cellular component (GO): plasma membrane; perinuclear region of cytoplasm; cytosol
Molecular function (GO): ATP hydrolysis activity; ATP-dependent protein folding chaperone; ATP binding
Source: RefSeq, a predicted model, not a curated record
AUGCAUAUUAAUGCAAGUGAUGCUUUGGACAAGUUGAGAUUUUUGAGUGUGACUGAGCCCUCGCUGCUUGGAGAUGCUGUUGAGCUGCAGAUACGCAUCAAACCCGACCCAGAGAAUGGGACUAUCACUAUAACGGAUGCUAUUGGGAUGACGAAGGAGGAACUCAUUGACUGCCUUGGUACCAUUGCUCAGAGUGGUACUUCAAAAUUCUUGACGGCUCUGAAGGAAAAUAAGGAUCUUGGUGCAGACAACGGUUUGAUUGGUCAAUUUGGUGUUGGGUUCUAUUCUGCUUUUCUUGUUGCUGACAAGGUAGUUGUUUCUACAAAAAGCCCAAAAUCAGACAAGCAAUACGUCUGGGAAUCAGCUGCUGAGAGUAGCUCUUAUGUGAUUAGGGUAGAAACUGAUCCAGAAAAUAUCAUUAGCCGUGGGACGCAGAUCAAACUAUAUUUAAGGCCGGAUGACAAGUAUGACUGUCAGACCGCCAUGAACAAGCUUGCUCAGGAGGUCAAUAACAUGCAAGGUCAUCCUCCUGGGUUUCCUUGCAAGGACGUUGCUGCGUCACUCCAUAAGGACCCUCCUCCUGAGGCUGAAACCAGCAAGAGGGCCGCCACUCGCCCGCGCACCGCUCCUCAUGUUCCUUGGGAAGCUCUUGACUCAACCAGUAGUGACUCAACUAGUAGUGACUCGCAGGGCAGUGAAGAGGUCGAUGAUCAAGUGGAACAGGCAACUCAACCUCUGAAGCCUCCACCUCAUCAUCAACUGUCUACAUAUAAGGAUCCUGUCCCUACACAAAACCCUAUCACGAUAUCAAUGGAUCGUCUAAUCCCUGCUUACAGGUGUCCUACCACUUUAGAAUACAAUCAAGAUAAGGUCUAG